This is a messenger RNA of Adineta steineri, 945 nucleotides long. The record is from the annotation of a GenBank genome assembly. NCBI's taxonomy places the organism in Eukaryota, Metazoa, Rotifera, Eurotatoria, Adinetida, Adinetidae.
AUGGUGGGAUAUGAUCCGGAUAAAAAAAAUUUAACAAGUAGUCAAAUUUUAAUUGCUAGUACAGGCUCGGGUUUUGUUGCACGUUUUCUUUUACAACCAAUUGAUGUGAUUAAAAUUCGUUUGCAAUUACAAAUUGAACCAAUACGCCGUCAGACAGGUUCAAAAUAUCAUAGUCUAUUGCAAAGUAUUCGAUUAAUUCAUCAUGAAGAAGGUAUACGAGCUUUUUGGAAAGGUCAUGUUGCUGCACAAUUUUUAUCGAUUUCAUUUACUGCUGCUCAAAUGUAUUCAUUUGAAAAAGUAACACAACAAAUGGGAGAAAUUUUUCCUAGCACAACAACAUCGCCCACAGCUAAAGUAAUAACACAUUUUAUAGCUGGAUCAAUUGCUGCAUCUGUAGGUGUACUUAGCUGUCAACCAGCCGAUGUUUUACGAACACGAUUUGUUGGACAAGGUGAACCAAAGAUUUAUAAAUCUUACAUGCAAGCAAUAAAUCUUGUUUGGACCCACGAAGGUAUUCGUGGAUUUUAUCGUGGAUCAAUUCCAGCGAUUAUUCUUUAUGCACCUGUUUCUGCACUUACAUUUGGAUUUUAUGAAUUUUUUAAUCGAACAUGGGAUCGUUUACCACUUGAACAUUUUCAUUCUGUAAAGCACGCAUUUAAUGGUGGUUUAGCCGGUUUAUUAGCUAGACUAAUUGUUUAUCCAUUUGAUUUAACAAAAAAACGACUUGAAGUUGUCAACUUUGAAGAAGCUCGUUCGAAAUUUGGACAAACACGAAUCUAUUCUGGUAUGAUGAAUUGUUUUUCUGAAAUAUUUCGACAUGAAGGUUUUACUGGUCUUUACAAAGGCAUAGCACCAAGUAUGAUUAAAGCUUAUAUAUCCACUGCUAUUACUUUGAGUAUUUACGACUCUCUAUGCAAUACUCUUCGAAAAACAUCUUCUGAUUAA